Molecule: messenger RNA, 1112 nt
Organism: Tauraco erythrolophus (red-crested turaco)
Lineage: Eukaryota; Metazoa; Chordata; Aves; Musophagiformes; Musophagidae
Source: RefSeq, a predicted model, not a curated record
AUCUUCGGCACCCUCUACCCCGCGUACUCCUCCUACAAGGCCGUGAAGACGAAAAACGUGAAGGAAUAUGUGAAGUGGAUGAUGUACUGGAUUGUGUUUGCCUUUUUCACCACCGCAGAGACACUCACAGACAUUGUUCUUUCUUGGUUUCCCUUUUAUUUCGAGCUGAAAAUCGCAUUUGUGAUUUGGCUGCUCUCCCCUUACACCAAGGGCUCCAGUGUCCUCUACAGGAAGUUUGUGCACCCAACGCUCUCCAAUAAGGAGAAGGAAAUUGAUGAAUACAUUACUCAGGCUCGUGACAAAAGCUAUGAAACCAUGAUGCGAGUUGGCAAGAGAGGGUUAAACCUUGCUGCCAAUGCAGCAGUUACUGCAGCUGCAAAGGGCCAGGGAGUUUUGUCUGAGAAGCUACGAAGUUUCAGCAUGCAGGAUCUCACUUUGAUCCGGGAUGAGGAUACAGUGCAUAUGCGAAGCCAUGAGCCACAGCUGCGCCCUUCUGGUGGGAGUCUUCUUGAAACCAUUGAGGAUUCAGCUUCCUGUUACUCCUCAGGAGAGGAGAGCAGUGUGGCACAGAAGUCUAAUGGAACCCCAUCGGAGACUAGAACAGACCCAUCAGAUGAAGAUGCAGGAGACAAACUUCCCAAACGUACCCAGAGUCUCAAAACGCCUAAGAAGACGAUGAAAGCUGAGCUUCCAGUAAGAAGUGUGAAAGCCCGCCCUAAGAAGAAAGCUACAGGCUCUCUUGCUUCUGGCGAGUCAUCCUAAGGAGACCUCUACCUCCUCAGCACCUGUCUCUGUCCUGGGAUUUGCCUGUCGCUUUUGAAGGGAAACUCCCCAAAGGAAGGGAGCUGAGAUUCAUGUACAUAACAGAUACUGCUUUGUAGUGCUCAUUCCAAGGCAAGGGGGAGGCUGAGAUUCAGAAAAUGAAGUAGAGGAUACAUAUCCUCAGGAAUUUCCUCCUGUUGGGAGGAGGGAAUUCCUCUCUGUUGGAGGGAAUGCUGAUAUGUGUGUACAUAGCCUGUUGCUUUGGAAUUCCCACUUUAUAACCCUAGUUGGGGAGAAUCUUUGCUGAAACAACUGACUAGGGUUAGAGACAUCCAUUGCACAGAAGCUGG